UCUCCCCGGAGUUUUUAGCCCCGCCCCUGUCCCGUUCCCUGCCCUGUUGCUGUUGCGCCGCCGCUGGCUGCUGCCCCCGGACCUCCACGAUGGAGAAGACAAUGGAAGACCUGGAAGACCCCCCCAUGUCUGCCGUCUUGCUGGAUCACUGUCACUUCUCUCAGGUCAUCUUUAACAGUGUGGAGAAGUUCUACGUCCCCGGAGGGGACAUCACAUGCUAUUACACCUUCGCCCAGCACUUCAUCCCCCGGCGGAAGGAUUGGAUUGGCAUCUUCAGAGUGGGGUGGAAGACAACCCGUGAGUAUUACACCUUCAUGUGGGUCACUUUGCCCGCUGACCUAAACAAGGAAUCAGCCAAACAGCAGGAAGUCCAGUUCAAAGCUUAUUACCUGCCCAAGGAUGAUGAGUAUUACCAGUUCUGCUACGUGGAUCAGGAUGGCGUAGUCCGGGGAGCAAGUAUUCCCUUCCAGUUCCGUCCAGAAAAUGAGGAAGAUAUCCUGGUUGUUACCACUCAGGGCCAGGUGGAAGAGAUUGAGCAGCACAAUAAGGAACUUUACAGAGAAAACCAGGAGCUGAAGGACAGCUGUGUCAGCCUCCAGACACAGAACGCAGACAUGCAGGCCGAGCUACAGAGGAAGCAGGAAGAACUGGAAACCCUACAGAGCAUCAAUAAGAAGUUGGAACAGGAAGCCAAAGAGCAGAAGGACCGUUGGGAGACAGAGCUGCUGCAACUGAAGGCGCACAAUGAGAAGAUGUCCUCAGAGAACGAGAAAAUGGGCGUCAGAGUGGAUCAGCUGCAGGUCCAGGUGUCAACUCAAGAGAAAGAAAUGGAGAAGCUUCUUCAGGGAGAUCAAGACAAGACAGAGCUGUUGGAACAGAUGAAAAAGGAAAAUGGCCAACUCUUUCUCAGUUUAACUGAACAGAGGGAGCAGCAGAAGAGGCUCGAGCACACUGUGGAGGAGAUGAAGGAGAAAGAAUCCCGAGCGGCAAGGAAGCACGAGGAGUUAACGGAAGAGAACUUUGACCUCUCAAGAAGACUUAGUGAUAACAAGAUUAUGCUCGAUGCUCUGCAGAGAGAGAAAGAGAACCUGGAAAGAGAAAAUGAGCUCCUGAAGAAAGAGAAUAGCAGAUUGCUGAGCUACAUGGGCCUGGAUGUUGACUCUUUGUCGGAUCCGAUGCUGACUUCAAAUCACGGAGGUGCAGGACAAAACCCAGGACUGGUCUAUGGAAACCCAUAUUCUGGUAUCCAAGAAAGUUCCUCCUCUGGCCUGUUCUCCGUCAAGAAGUGCCCCACCUGCAAAUCAGACUUUGCUGACGACAUUUGUGAGCAGCAGCACGUCUGUCUCAGUUGUCCAAUUUGUCACAAGAUCUUCCCAGCAAGAGAGAAGCAGAUCUACGAAGACCACGUGUUAUGCCACUCACUCUAAGUGUCCCAGCCUCGUGGAUCGAUGCUCUGCUUAGAUAACUUAUAGAGCAGAGAGAGCGUCUACUAGGGGUCCUAUGAGUCAAGAUCCUGCCUCACCUGAAGCAAUCAGGGAGUCCCUCAGCCUGCUGCCCCGAGCGCUGGGGUCGCAUCCACUAUCUGGAGGAUGGCGUUAGGGGCUUCUGCGUCCACCCUCGCAGGUUACCGCCUAUAAGUCACAUAACUCCAGCUGUGUCAGCCUCUCACCCAUAACACCCAUUCUUCCAAGGGUCUCAGGACAAGGGCCCUGGGGUAGAGCUCACCUGCUAUUCACAGCAGUCUUUACCUGCUAGGAAGUGAUUAAUUUCCCAAGUUGUCCCGCUGUCAUGUGAGGUCAGGCCUUGAGGGUGUGUGUCCUCGGUCCUAACCCUGGGCUACUCUUUCUCCUCGGGCCUCUGUCUCUGCUUGAUUGCAUCAGACCAGACAAACAUGACACAGGGGAGAACGUGGCUGCCCAACCAAAGGUUCCCCAUCCGCAUCACUCAGCUCCCUGAAGAAGUUUAUUCCUGCACAGUGGACAAGAAAUACCAUUUCAAUCACAGAAAGCCUCCUUUCUAGAUACCUCUGACAUUUUCUAAUCUGGUCUUUUCUAUGCAUAACACAUAGCCUUUUGUGUUGUACAUCCUUUUUCAAUGGUUAGUUGGACUUAGAAACUAUAUGGCCUUGUUACUUUUUGAGCAGGUGAGUUUGAAGAUGGAUGUUGGAAUAACGAGACAACCAUUGUUACUAUCUUAUACUAAAAAUAAAGCGCUCUUCUAUUUCAGGGA
Lepus europaeus (European hare) is the source of this 2229-nucleotide messenger RNA. RefSeq names its product calcium binding and coiled-coil domain 2 (gene CALCOCO2). The transcript has 13 exons. Gene Ontology annotation, biological process: positive regulation of autophagosome maturation; xenophagy. The coding region runs from base 90 to 1427 and encodes 445 amino acids. Gene Ontology annotation, cellular component: PML body; autophagosome. The record is from RefSeq and is a predicted model, not a curated record. Lineage: Eukaryota; Metazoa; Chordata; Mammalia; Lagomorpha; Leporidae.